Molecule: messenger RNA, 1155 nt
Organism: Saccharomyces eubayanus
Lineage: Eukaryota; Fungi; Ascomycota; Saccharomycetes; Saccharomycetales; Saccharomycetaceae
Gene: ARC40
Product: Arc40p
Exons: 1
Coding region: 1-1155 (384 amino acids)
Biological process (GO): Arp2/3 complex-mediated actin nucleation
Cellular component (GO): Arp2/3 protein complex; actin cytoskeleton
Molecular function (GO): actin filament binding
Source: RefSeq, a predicted model, not a curated record
AUGUCGUUUUCCAAUUCCAAAGAUAAAUCGAUUGUUGCCGUCUACAAAUUAGUCAAGGCACCAAUAUAUUCCCAUUGCUUUUCCCAAGAUAAAUCCAUCUUGGCCAUUACAUGCGAAACGGAUUGUUUGGUGUAUAAAGUCUCAGGAAGUCAACCUCCUGUUUUAUUCGCCACUUUAAAAGACCAUGACAAGACCAUCACCGCAGUGGACAUUUCUGUUCAUGGCCGUAUUGUGACCUGUUCUCAAGACCGUAAUGCUUACGUUUGGGAGCCAUUGAGUAACGGGACCUACAAACCCACUUUAGUGCUUCUACGUAUUAACAGAGCCGCUACUUCAGUUACGUGGGCACCAAGUGGGUACAAGUUUGCUGUGGGGUCCAGUGCUAGAGUUAUUGCCGUUUGUUAUUACGAACACGAAAAUAACUGGUGGGUGUCCAAGCACAUCAAGAAGCCCAUCAAGUCUACCGUCAACUGUUUGUCGUGGCACGACAAUGGUGUACUAUUGGCUGCUGGUGGUACUGAUGGGUUCAUGCGUGUUUUCAGUGGAUUCAUCAAAGGUUUGGACUCCAAGGAAUCCGUAGCCGGGUCUCCCUGGGGCCAAAAAUUUCCGUUUGGUUCCUUGAUCAAGGAAUGGUAUAAUGGUGCUUACAUCCAUGAUGUGGAGUGGAGAAGUCAAAUGGAAAGGAUCGCGUAUGUAGCGCACGAUGGUACUUUGAAUGUUGUCGAUUCCCAAUCUGCAGUACAAUCUGUCAAUGCUCCAGAGGGCCUACCAUACAGAUCCUUAGUGUGGAUCAACGACCAUGAGAUUAUUUGUGGGGGGUAUUCUUGCCACCCGGUCUUGUUCAGCGAGGCCUCUGAAGGCUGGAAGUUCGCCAAGAACCUAGACAAAGCCGAUAAUGGCAAGUCAUCUGCCCUGACAGGAGCAGGUAACAACAACGAGUUGGAUGGAGACAACGAAGAGAACGCAACAUUUGGUAUCUCUGCGUUGAGAAAGUUCAAAGAGCUGGAUCUGAAAGGUAAAGUCAGCACUGAUGUUCAAGAAAGCGCACAUGAAAAUGCUAUUGUGGAGUUGAGACCUUUUGCAGGAUCCAAUGGCCAAGUUACGCAAGUUUCUUCGUGUGGGCUAGACGGUAAGAUUGUCAUUUAUACAAUUUAG